CUUUUUUUCUGACUGGCAUCUGCGAUAAUCCUCCACAUAGUACUUGGUAUCUAUAUAUCACGUGAUCUGUAGAUAUGGCUAUACCAGAUGACUAAGCGCAGAUAACGGAUCACGCCAAGAGCCGGACAAUCUCCUUCCGCGAAUUUUUUUGAAUUUCGGAGAUCGCAAAAUCGAUAGAGACAGCGCUCGUUUCUGCAGCGCCAAACAGCAAUCAUGGUCUCUGAAAAGGCUCUCACCACCAAGGUGACCACUGGGUCGCCAUACCAGCUCGAAAAUGGCCAGGUCCUCAGAGCUUCUACCGCACUUCUGCGACACCUAAAAACCCAACAGAAACAGAAGGAGGAGACGUCGACGAAGAAGACGCUGAUUGGAGAUAAUGACGAUGCAUCUGAUGAGGACGUUCCUAUCAACAAUGAACCCGUCUGGAUGGUUCUCACCACGAAGAAGCAUGUCGUGGACAAGAACCGCUUGAAGCCUGGCAAGAUCACCAUCCCGCAUUCGCUCAAUGCUGCUUCGUCUCUGAGUAUCUGCUUGAUCACGGCGGAUCCUCAGCGUGCAUUCAAGGACGUUAUCGCCGACCCCGCAUUCCCUUCGUCUCUUUCUUCCCGCAUCAACAGGGUCAUUGGUUUCUCCAAGCUGAAGGCCAGAUACCAGAGUUUCGAGAGCAGACGGCAGCUUCUCGCCGAGCAUGAUGUCUUCUUGGCCGAUGACCGAAUCAUCAUGCGAUUGGUUCCGACACUCGGAAAGAUAUUCUACAAGUCUAGCAAGCGUCCGAUCCCUGUGCGCAUUGCUGGGAUCGAGAAGGUCGACGGCAAAAGAGUGAAGAAGGACCCGAAGAAGAAGUCUGCAAACGACGAGAAAGACGCAUCGGUUGCAUCGCCGCUGAUCGUCGCCAAAGAGAUCGAGAAGGCCUUGAACUCUGCACCUGUCCAUCUAGCUCCGUCCGCGACCACGGCUAUCCGUGUCGGUGUCUCUAACUUCACCCCGCAGCAGCUACAGGAGAACAUCGAGGCUGUGGUGAAGGGCUUGACUGAAAAGUUUAUUACGAAGGGCUGGAGGAACAUCAAGGCGAUCCAUAUCAAGGGCCCCAACACCAUUGCGAUGCCCAUCUGGCUGGCCAGUGAGCUGUGGGUUGAGGAAACCGAUGUGCUGGAGGAUGCUGCAGAGACCAAGGCUAUCGAGGGUGCAAAUGACAAGAAGAGAAAGUCGAGCGCUGAAGAGCCCAAGCUGCUGGAGGAGAACAAAAAGAAGAAGAAAUCCAAGACCGCAGACGACGAGGAUGAUGCCGCGGCGCUUGCGGCGAGGAAGCAGAAGCUCCAGCAACAAAAGGCUAAGGCUCUGCAGGAUGGCGGCGACGCUGCCAUCGAGACGCUUGCUGCUGCUGCGCAAAGCGCAUCCAGCUCCGGCAAGAAGAAGCGGAAGUCUCUGUCGUGAUCCUCGCGCAGUGGUGUUUUCCUGGUUUGUUCGUGCUUGCAUAUAUGGGUACAAUUAGGCGGCGUCUGAAUCUCACGUGUAUCAAGUUUCCAAUUGGGGCACAGGGAGUGUCUUCGAUACCCCUUUCGAAUAAAAGUUACCCUGCUGUAUUAGACUCCCCAUAAUCUCUAGCUCCUGCAGCAAAAUUAAAAGCCUGUAUACAGUUCUCCUGUAGUGACG
Paecilomyces variotii is the source of this 1653-nucleotide messenger RNA. RefSeq names its product ribosomal protein L1p/L10e family-domain-containing protein. The record is from RefSeq and is a predicted model, not a curated record. The coding region runs from base 214 to 1434 and encodes 406 amino acids. The transcript has 2 exons. NCBI's taxonomy places the organism in Eukaryota, Fungi, Ascomycota, Eurotiomycetes, Eurotiales, Thermoascaceae.